Molecule: messenger RNA, 471 nt
Organism: Solanum stenotomum
Lineage: Eukaryota; Viridiplantae; Streptophyta; Magnoliopsida; Solanales; Solanaceae
Product: cold shock domain-containing protein 3-like
Exons: 1
Coding region: 1-471 (156 amino acids)
Molecular function (GO): zinc ion binding; nucleic acid binding
Source: RefSeq, a predicted model, not a curated record
AUGAGGCCACCUAGACCUCCACCACAGCAGUUCCAGGGUAGUAGAUUUUAUAGUCAGGGACAAUCAGGCCUAGGUGAGGGCUCACGAGCAUCAGACUCUCAUCAGCAGAGAGGCUCAGGCCAAGCUAGGACAGCACCGCCACGUUGCGCAACUUGUGGUAGGCUGCAUUUCGGGAGGUGUAAACAGGGUUCCACAGGUUGUUAUUCUUGUGGACAGGAGGGGCAUGUGUGGAGAAACUGUCCGACCAUAGGUCAGGGUGGUAUAGGUCAGUCGACCAGGUCAAUAGUAGGUUCCUCUUUAUCAGCACAGCCUACAGGGCGUGGACCCCAGACUUCAGCAGGUAGAGGUAGAGGCAAAGGAAGAGAGGGAGCAUCUAGUUGUAGUAGUGGCCAGAAUCGUACUUAUUCACUAGCUGGCCAACAGGACUUAGAGUCAUCACCAGAUGUUAUGACAGGUACAUUGAAUGUUUGA